AUAUCCUAAUUUCAGCCUUGGUGCUCGAACUGGAAGCAUCCCUACAUUAUCUGUUUCUCUGGAUAAAGAAUCAUAUUAGUCGUUAAUCUAUCAAAGCUUUUGAUGCGACAGGACACGAUGAAGACCCUGGUCCUCCUGGCUCUCCUGGGAAUAGGUCUGCAUGGCACAGCAGCAGCGACUCACUCUCUGAAGUAUUUCAACACUGGAUCUUCUGGAGUCCCAAACUUCCCAGAGUUUGUGGCUGUUGGGUUGGUUGAUGAAGUUCAGAUCAUUCACUAUGACAGUAACACCAUGAAAGCAGAACCCAAACAGGACUGGAUGAGCAGAGUCACAGCAGAUGAGCCUCAGUACUGGGAGUGGCAGACUGGGAACUGGGUGGGUGACCAGCAGGUCUUCAAAGCCAACAUUGAAACUGCAAAGCAGCGCUUCAACCAAACUGGAGGUGACCACAUUUUCCAGUGGAUGGUUGGCUGUGAGUGGGAUGAUGAGACUGGAAAGGUUGAUGGUUUCACUCAGUUUGGUUAUGAUGGAGAAGACUUCAUAGCAUUUGACCUGAAGACAGAGACAUGGAUCGCUCCAAAACCACAGGCUGUCAUCACCAAACAGAAGUUGGAUCAUAACAAAGUUUUGAUCGCACAGAACAAGAACUACCUCACCCAGGAGUGCAUUGAGUGGCUGAAGAAGUAUUUGGACUGUGGGAGGAGCUCUCUGCUGAGAACAGAGCUUCCCUCAGUGUCUCUCCUCCAGAAGACUCCCUCCUCUCCAGUCAGCUGCCACGCUACAGGUUUCUACCCUGACAGAGCCGUGAUGUUCUGGAGGAAAGAUGGAGAGGAGUUUCAUGAGGAGGUGGAGCACGGAGAGAUCCUCCACAACCACGAUGGAUCCUUCCAGAUGAGUGUUGACCUGAAACUUUCAUCAGUCACACCUGAAGACUGGAGGAGGUACGACUGUGUGUUUCAUCUCUCUGGUGUAGAGGGCGACGUCGUCACCAGACUGGACAAAGCAGUGAUCAGGACCAACUGGGCAGGGAAGCCCAGUGACAUGAACCUCAUCAUCAUUGCUGCAGUGGUUGUUUUUUUUCUCGUCCUCAUCGCUGUGAUUGGAUUCAUCAUUUAUAAAAAGAAGAAUGCCAAAUAUGCUCAACCCUCUAAAUCUCCUCCACAUGAGUCAGAGAUUCCUUCAAGUAAUCCUUCUACAGAAACUGAACAGAGCAACACACCAUUGAUGAAAGAUUUGACGACUUCAUCUGAUACUUUGAUGAGCAUAUCAGGGUCAGAGACUUCUUCAAGUAGUUCUUCUGAUUCUUCUAGAGAAAGUCUAACCAGCGCCAGACCACUGAUCAAAGCUCUGGUCACUAGUCUCGAGGACAGAAGCACUCCCGCGAGGAAACAGAAGCCAAAACAGCUGGACCAGCUCGGUCGUUUACUCACACGUCUUUAUCAAAACAAGAUGAGCAAAUUAUUUUUGUUGCUUCUCUUCUGUCACGUUUCAUCACCAGUGAAACACUCCCUGAAGUUUUUCGUAACUGCAUCUUCUGGAGUCUCAGACUUCCAGGUUGUGGGUACAGCACAGUUUGAUGGCGUUCAGACGUUUUACUGCGACAGCAACAAAAAGAUAUUAGAAAGAAAACAGGACUGGAUGAAAAAAAUGUUCGAAUAUGAUCCUCAGCGGUACACCCAAGAGUGUUUUGAGAAUGUGCCAAACUUCUUCAAAACCACGAUUCAUAGUUUGAAGCAGGACUUGAACCAAAGUGGAGGUGUCCAUGUUUUACAGAGGAUAUGUGGCUGUGAGUGGGAUGAUGAGACUGGAGAGGUUAAUGGUUUUAUGCAGUAUGGUUAUGAUGGAGAAGACUUCAUAUCAUUCGACCUGAAGACAUUGACAUGGAUCGCUCUGAAACCACAGGCUGACAUCACCAAACUGAGAUGGGAUGCUGACAAAGCUAGAAUAAAAUACAAUGAGAAUUACCUCACUGAGAUUUUCCCUGAGUGGCUGAAGAAGUAUGUGGCCUUUGGGAAGAGCUCUCUGCUGAGAACAGAGCUUCCCUCAGUGUCUCUCCUCCAGAAGACUCCCUCCUCUCCAGUCAGCUGCCACGCUACAGGUUUCUACCCUGACAGAGCCGUGAUGUUCUGGAGGAAAGAUGGAGAGGAGCUUCAUGAGGAGGUGGAGCACGGAGAGAUCCUCCCCAACCACGAUGGAUCCUUCCAGAUGAGUGUUGACCUGAACCUUUCAUCAGUCACACCUGAAGACUGGAGGAGGUACGACUGUGUGUUUCAGCUCUCUGGUGUGAAGGACGACAUCGUCACCAGACUGGACAAAGCAGUGAUCAGGACCAACUGGGAGAAGCCCAGUGACAUGACCGUCUCCAUCGUUGCUGCAGUGGUUGUUCUUGUUCUCGUCCUCAUCGCUGCCGCUGGAUUCAUUGUUUACAAAAGGAAGAAAGCCAAAUGCCCUCCAUCUCCUCCUGACAACGGCUCUGAGCUCUCUGAGAGACUGAAUCAGAGACCUGAAUGACAAACAAACUGAAUGAGUUUCCUCUUAUGGGAUGAACAAAGUAAACACUUUGACAUGUGUCACAUUAUAUAGCUUUACAGAAGUAAAAGAUACUAACAGAUGGCUUCCUGCAACAAGAAGUAAUAGUUAUGAUUUAUGUGCUUUAUAUGUAAAUGUUAAAUGUAAGUUUAUUUCACAUUACAAAUUUAAAAUUGAAAUUCUAAAUCUGUUUUAAAAAAUGUUGAUAGAUUUCUUUUCAGGAAUCUUUAUUAGGGGUCCAAGCAGCAAAGCCCUAAAAGUAUCUGGGGCUCAGAAACUAUAACAGCUACAGUUCCCAAACCCAGCAGCUGCUCCUCCUACACAUUUUGAGCAAUCGACAUCAUAUUUUUCACAUAGCAUAUCUGGACCAAUCCAGGAAAAAGAAAAAAUAGAAUUUUUUAUAUUUGGACGGUUUGGAUGUGCUGACAUUUUUGCAUCACUGCAACCUAUGGUUGAAUCCGUUACUCUUAUUUUUCAAAAUAUGCAAAAUCAAGUAACAUCUAUAUCUCCACAAGUCUUCAUUCAAAUGCUACCAAAAUUAACACAGACAUUCUCUGGAUGGUAGAUAUCAUGGUGUCAAACAGUGAGUCCACAGUGAUAUUCAAUAUCUUGCUGUAAUUUGUACUGCAUGCACAACAUUUUCUUUUUUGCUCAGUGUUGGAUCAAAUGUCACCGAAAUAUUUGACAAUACACCCGAAACCAGCAGAAUGAUGUAUGAUUUUUUUCAGAAGUUUCUCACCAACAUUUUGACUGUUGUAAGUGUUUUAAGUUUAAACACAUGUGAUGUCAUUGCCUCAACAUGUAAGAAGGUUAGUGGAAACUACGCUCCCCAGUGGUGCAGUCACUAAUUCACCUUCUCUGGGGCUACAAAGGUCUGCGGUUCAAAUCCCCAGGCAGCGAAGUCCUACUUGCCAACAAUGUGGCAAUUCAUGCAUGUGGUGUGUUUUCAAGUGCUCACUGAGGUCAUAUCAGGUUGAAGGUUGCCUAUUGUGACCCCGUGAAAAUUUCUACUUGUUGUUGUUUUUUUCUCUGCUAAGAAGCGUUUGUGCAG
This is a messenger RNA of Siniperca chuatsi (mandarin fish), 3580 nucleotides long. RefSeq lists its product as uncharacterized. The record is from RefSeq and is a predicted model, not a curated record. The transcript has 17 exons. Bases 103 to 2511 code for a protein of 802 amino acids. NCBI's taxonomy places the organism in Eukaryota, Metazoa, Chordata, Actinopteri, Centrarchiformes, Sinipercidae. Gene Ontology annotation, cellular component: external side of plasma membrane. Gene Ontology annotation, biological process: immune response.